Messenger RNA from Capronia coronata CBS 617.96, 723 nucleotides. RefSeq lists its product as uncharacterized. The record is from RefSeq and is a predicted model, not a curated record. The transcript is spliced from 2 exons. Bases 1 to 723 code for a protein of 240 amino acids. Lineage: Eukaryota; Fungi; Ascomycota; Eurotiomycetes; Chaetothyriales; Herpotrichiellaceae.
AUGAUUCCUCAAUCUGUUGUUGCCCUCCUCUCUCUCCCACUUCUUGUCUCGGCGCAUUUCCAUAUCCUCUACCCGACUCCGAGAAGCAACGAUGAAGAGGAUGAGCCCAAGUUCCCCUGCGGUGGCUUUGCUGUCUCCCAGAAUCGCACCGUCGUCUCGAGCUCGGCCAUCCCCAUUGCUCUGCAGAUGGGCCAUGACCGCAGUGUUGUCCAAAUGCUAUUAGCGCUGGGGAACGAUCCAGGUGACAACUUCAACAUCACUCUCGAGCAGACUUUCCAAGAACAGGGAGAGGGAAACUUCUGUCUGCCUUCUGUUCAGAUCCCGGCGAAUCUCGGUAUCCAGGACGGCACCAAUGGAACUUUGCAGGUCAUUACGGACGGAGAAGGAGGUGGCGGUCUCUAUGUUUGCGCGGAUUUGACCUUCACGUCAUCACCAACAGUCCAAUCCCUCCCGAGCGCCUGCUCUAACGGCACCGGAGUCACUGCCUUCCCGCUCUCCGCGAAGAUCAAUGCCAACGAGUCAAACGCUGAUGGCUCUCCACAAAGUGGCUCUAACUCCGGCUCAAGCUCAUCUGCAUCGUCCAGUAGCGCAAGUGCAACUCCCAGCGCCACCGCCAGCGCCAGCGGUGCUUCAAGCUCUCCGACAGGUAACAAUGCUGCGAUGUUUACAGCCGGGUGGAGUGUCCUGGGCGCUGCCGUACUUGGGGCAGUAGCUCUCAUGUAA